UAGGAUUUUACUCCCCGAAUCCGGUUCGGUUCAGCUAGGUUUAUUAAACCGGAGCGUUUGGACCGCAACCCUCACCGGUUCAAUAAAUCCCUCCUUCGUGGUUUGCUCUCUCUCUCCUCGCGAUCGCCCCCACCGGAGAAGGCCUAUGUAAAGUUAAGCAGCAUGGUUCAAUUUAAGAACAGGUAUAUGGUGAUGGAAGUUUUUGUGGAUGCAAACCGAGAGCUGGGUGAUAACGACCCAAUAAUUCUCAGCGCAUUUAAUGUCUCGAAAGCGAUAAAAGAUAGCAUUCAGCUAAACUUCGGAGAGUGUGGUCUCGCUGUAUCACUUGGAUCUUUCCAAGUUAAAUAUGUAAACCCAACGACAAAGAUAUGCAUAAUAAGAACUUCGCGUGAGGAUCACCAAAAAGUAUGGUCUGCUAUUACGAUGGUUAGGAGUAUUGGGAAGUGCCCUGUAUCGUUCAACUUACUGGACUUGAGUGGAAGCAUCAAAGCCUGUAAGAGAGCUGCAUUAAUGUGCGACGAGGCGAAGUUCGAGCAGUACAGGCUAGCUGCUGGUGAUCUUGUGACGCCGGAGAUCACCGAUGUGGUGAAAAGUUGUUUUGAGAAAAUUAAAGCAUUAGAGAAGUAAAGGCAAGAGUUGAUGGCUAGGAGAAUGCAUAUGUUUAAAAAGGGGGCAAAUGUUUAUAGUUUUAUUCCGCACGCAUCGGAAAUUUCUGCUUCUCUUUUGCAUUUUUCUGACAAUUUGAGUUAUUACAAUGCGAAGUUCUCGCCUGAAAAAUGAGAAAAGGGGAGUGUGGAAGUGAUAUGCCUUACUUUUCCUUCCUUUUUCUCUUAUGUGCAAGGAAGAUUGGAAGUUCCAUCAUGUAUGAAGUGCUGAGAAUUGAAGCUGUAAAGCCAAAAUGCUGUAAUACCAAGGAAGCUAUUUCGCAAAUUGUUUGUAGAAGUGCUUCUACUUACUAUACAGUGCUGAAACUACUGAAAUUCCUUUUUUUUUUUU
Ananas comosus (pineapple) is the source of this 996-nucleotide messenger RNA. RefSeq names its product probable ribonuclease P/MRP protein subunit POP5. The record is from RefSeq and is a predicted model, not a curated record. Gene Ontology annotation, biological process: tRNA 5'-leader removal. The transcript has 4 exons. NCBI's taxonomy places the organism in Eukaryota, Viridiplantae, Streptophyta, Magnoliopsida, Poales, Bromeliaceae. Bases 163 to 627 code for a protein of 154 amino acids. Gene Ontology annotation, cellular component: ribonuclease P complex.